Messenger RNA from Anisakis simplex (herring worm), 378 nucleotides. The record is from the annotation of a GenBank genome assembly. NCBI's taxonomy places the organism in Eukaryota, Metazoa, Nematoda, Chromadorea, Rhabditida, Anisakidae.
UUGAUUGAUUUCGGUGUGGAUCGGUCCACAAAGCCAAUCGCCUUAUUUGCGUUAACAUCUGAUAAACGCGUUAUCCGGUUCAGUUCAGCUAAAGCGCCUGACUAUCUAACAGUAGCUUCAGAACCAGUGGAAGAGUUCGGUGCGCGGACAUUAAUAUCGUCACUGCAAAAAACCACAAGACUGUUGCCGUACGCACCGACAAGUGCCAUUUUACAACGACUCACCAGCAAUAGUGAAUUACACGCCUUAACAACGCUACCAAUUCCUUUAAUCAGCAAUAUUCUACGAACCGCUAAUGACUUAUCACACAAUUAUACGUUCGUCUAUUGUUAUUGCUCUAUUCAAGUUCCUAUUCGAACCAUUUUAAUGCAAUUGUAG